Messenger RNA from Rhinolophus ferrumequinum (greater horseshoe bat), 3548 nucleotides. RefSeq names its product TatD DNase domain containing 2 (gene TATDN2). Bases 427 to 2664 code for a protein of 745 amino acids. The record is from RefSeq and is a predicted model, not a curated record. The transcript is spliced from 8 exons. Gene Ontology annotation, molecular function: hydrolase activity, acting on ester bonds. Lineage: Eukaryota; Metazoa; Chordata; Mammalia; Chiroptera; Rhinolophidae.
CUGGUCGGCGGGGCCGCGGGAACAGGGCGGGCCGCGCGCCGAUCCGGCCCUGCGGCCCGCCAUCGGUGUUCCGGGCCUCUGGGCCGCGCGCCCGCCGAAGGGCUGCGGGUCCGGCCGCCAUAUGUGGACCUUAAAGCACCAGUCUUUUGAAGCGCUUUGACAUCUCUGAAGGGCUUUGCAUUGCAAACUAAAUCGAAGCUCUUUGUAGUCCCGGAAGCGCUUUGACAUCUCCGAGGUAGCGCUGUGCAAAGUGAAGCACGUUAAUCGCGGAAGCACGUUGUGGAAAUCGAACCGGAGCCUUUAGUAAAUCUUGCAGCGUUCUGACUUCUCAGAAGCGCUUUGGAAUCGCAAACAGUCGAAGCGCUUUGGCAUCUCUGAAACCUAGAGACCUGUGAUGGGCAGUGGAAAGAAGGAGGAAAGGUGCCCAUGGCGUCGGAGAGGCGCAAGGUCAAGUACCACUGGAGUAGCACUUCGGAAGGGUGUUCCCGCAAGCGCAGCUGCCUCCGGGAGACCAGUGAUGUGGCCGCCUCCAGACGGUCAGCUCCUAGCUCUGCGUCGCGUUCUGGAGGGGCCAGCAGCCCCAAGCGCCUGAAAGCCCAGCAGGAGGACGAUGUGGCCUGUACACCAAGGUUGUCUUGGGACUCAUCCCGCCGCAGAAAUUCUUCCUCCUCUUCCUCCCAUUCCUCUGGCCCAGGUGUGGACGGGGCUGCCUCCAAAGGCAGCCUGAUUCGGAGCACGCGGGCGUUCCUUUCCUCAGGGGGAUCUCUGCGCCCUGCCAACCCCUCUCUAGAAGAAAUGGCUUCUCUAGAGGAGGAAGCCUGCAGCCUUAAGGUUGAUUCCAAAGAUAGUUCUCGUAAUUCCAUGAACUCUGAGUUUGCAGCUGAAGCUGAGGGUCAGAGUGAUACAAUUGAGGAUCCAAACAAAAUUCAGAAAAAGAAGAGAGAUAGACUUCGAGACCAAGGGUCCACAAUGAUCUAUCUGAAGGCUCUCCAGGGCAUCCUGGGAAAGUCAAUGCCGAAAAGGAAGGGAGAGGCUGCCCCGAGGGCAAAAGCAAGCACGGGAGAGCAUCCCAGCCGUGGAGAAGUACCAACCAGGAGUGGAACUGUGUCUGUGCCUCCAAAAGAGAAAGAGUCAACCCCAGAGAUCAGAGUAAAGGAGGAGAAGGCUGUGCUGGAGAGGAGCAGUUUCUGUGACCGGAGAGUGGUGAUAGACCCUCAAGAGAAACCCAGCACGGAGCCUCUUGUGGAGCGAAGGACAGUCAUUGACACGUGCUCUCCACCCCUGGAGUUUUUGGAUGACUCUGACUCGCAUUCCGAAAGCCACAAGCCUAAAGAAAGGGAGGUGGUGAUAGAACACACCUCUUCCGGAAGCGACUGGUCCGAUGUGGAUGACGUCUCCUCAGUCAGAUUCUCUCAGGAGGAGCCUGUCUCACUGAAACUCUCAGCAGUUCCAGAGCCUUCUGCCUUCCCCACGGACUAUGUCAUGUACCCGGCCCACUUGUAUAGUAGUCCUUGGUGUGACUAUGCUAGCUAUUGGACCAGCAGUCCCAAGCCUUCUAGCUACCCCUCUAUGGGCAGCAGCAGCAGCGACACAUUGCAGGCUGGGAGGGGCAGCAGGGGCCUCCUGAGUGAUUAUUCCCCCAGUUCUACAGUGAGCUCCCAAAACGCCUCCAGAGACUUGGAGGCGACCGAGGAAGGCAGAUCCCAGAGUUCUCGUUCAUUUCGUUUCUCCAGAAGCUUCGAAGAAGAGGAGGUCAAGGAGAAAAGAGCAUUCCAGGAGGAAAUACCACCCCGUUCUUGUGAAGGACACACAUCUAGCUCCCUGCCAAGGAGCCAUCGGGAGCCAAGUCUAGAGGAGGGUUUCAUUGAUACCCAUUGUCACUUGGACAUGCUCUAUUCUAAGUUGUCUUUCAAAGGGACCUUUAGCAAAUUCAGAAAAAUUUAUAGCAGCUCCUUCCCUAAGGAAUUUCAGGGCUGCAUCUCUGACUUCUGUGAUCCCAGGACACUGACAGAUUGCCUGUGGGAGGAGCUGUUGAAAGAGGAUCUGGUUUGGGGGGCUUUUGGCUGUCACCCUCAUUUUGCACGUUACUACAGUGAGAGUCAAGAAAGAAAUCUUUUGCAAGCUUUAAGGCACCCCAAGGCUGUGGCAUUUGGGGAAAUGGGUUUGGAUUACUCUUAUAAGUGCACCACGCCUGUCCCAGAACAGCACAAGGUAUUUGAGAGACAGCUGCAGCUGGCCGUGUCUCUAAAGAAGCCCUUGGUGAUCCACUGCCGAGAAGCUGACGAAGAUCUGCUGAGCAUCAUGAAGAGAUUUGUGCCCUCAGACUACAAGAUCCAUAGGCAUUGCUUCACUGGCAGCUACCCGGUCAUCGAGCCCCUGCUGAAGCACUUUCCCAACAUGUCUGUGGGCUUCACGGCGGUCCUGACGUACUCCUCCGCCUGGGAGGCCCGGGACGCUCUGAAACAGAUCCCGCUGGAGAGGAUCAUCGUAGAAACCGACGCCCCCUACUUCCUGCCUCGACAGGUUCCCAGAAGCCUUUGCCAGUAUGCCCACCCGGGCCUGGCCUUGCAUACAGUUCGAGAGAUUGCCAGGGUCAAAGAUCAACCGCUCUCCCGCACCUUGGCUGCUCUGCGUGAGAACACCAGUCGCCUCUACAAUCUUUAAGCAGAGAGACUGCAGUCAGGAGUCUCGCAUAAAAGGAUGACCAGUGGCCUGACAGAACAUGGGCUGGGUUUCAGCUCUGCCCGGUCCGAGGACGAGGACGUGUUUGGAGAGCCCAUUGGAAUGGAGAAAACCAGGACCGGAGGCAGGAUGUUUUCCUUGAAACCUCAUCAUAAGGCUUCUGCUUCUGGCUACUGGGUGGGUGGGGUGGGGUGAGGGGUAGGGUUUGCCUCCCAGCUGCAAUGCUCCAGGGCAGUCAGGGAAGUAGAAAAAGAUUGGUAGGAGGGUGCAGCGUUUGCCAGACCAGGUCCCUGUCCUCUGCAGCCUGUGUUUUUGAGCAGUCUGUGAAUAAAGUCACCCUCCUACUCGUCUAAGCACAUGCCAGUGUGUAACUUGGUUCCUGGUCUCAGUUCUAAGAAUGAAUGAACUACUGGGAAAUCUCCUGUUGGGGACCUUUGCUGGAGACCCAUCUCAGAGGUUUAUUUUCGUGCAAUCAGUGGAGUCACCCCUCUUCCUUCCCUGGAUAACUGUUGAACGUGGCUGUUGCUGUUGCUGUGUCAGCUCUGCAUCGGCACAGGUGGAAGGACCUCAGCUGCUGGUCUACCUGGUUCCACUGCCAUUGAUACAGAGGGGCGCUCGUUGUCCAGGGAGAAUCCUGGCUGAUGCAGGUCUGGACAGAUUGGGGGACACAAGGAAGAGGCUUUGUGGAAUAAGAGGACCCCAAAGAAGGUGUUCCCACUCACCCCCUGUCCCCCCAGGGCUGCAGCUCAGGUGUGUUAAACGGAUAAGGGUCCAGUUUGCAGCAGAAGCUACCUGCUAGUUUGCUGUUGGGGUCCCAGUUGCCUUUGUUCCAUUUUUGCCCCCUUCUGGAACACUGGACCAGGAAU